Ornithodoros turicata is the source of this 844-nucleotide messenger RNA. RefSeq lists its product as uncharacterized. The record is from RefSeq and is a predicted model, not a curated record. Bases 134 to 643 code for a protein of 169 amino acids. The transcript has 4 exons. Lineage: Eukaryota; Metazoa; Arthropoda; Arachnida; Ixodida; Argasidae.
UGGCUGCUAUUGGCGUAUGUAGCGUGUGUGUGUGCGCGCCUUGGAUAGAGAGGUUAAUAUACCGUCCUGUUCAAGCGCGGGCGUUGUGAUUGUGGUAGGUUUUUGUAGCUGUAAAUCCCAUUUAGUGCGAGAAAUGGAGGACGAUAUGCACAGAGCAGAUCUCGAAGCUUUCUCGCUGAUGUGUGACGAAGUAGUAAAAUCAGCAAAGCAACGUCAGAUGGGUACUGCAAUAGUGGAGGCGAGGAAUGAGCACCAGUGCAAACAAGCCGAAUAUCGCAAGAUGCUUGUGAAGGCCGAGAAUCUGACGUCUGAAAUAGAGAGGAUCAGAAAAGAGAGAACAGCUAUUACGGAAGAGAAGAAGAAGCGAGACUACGAAAACAUGAACCUGCAUGAGGAUCUUAACAAGCUUAAGCUCGAAGAUCGCAACGUUGUCGAGACGCUACAAUCCGCAAAAGAAGAGGGAGGAUACAGGGCCACAAGCCAUCUACUUUCCCAGUGCAUGAGCAUAAAAUUGAAGAAAUGCAAAGAAAAAGAGCUGCUGGGAGUUGUUGUAAAGGACAGCGGAAUAUCAACACUGCGGCUGGACUUGUCAGAAAAGAACCCUGUCGUGGUUGCAAGGUAUUUGUGGGAAGAGGCAUCGUGACUCCCAUGAAUCCUCCAAUGUUCUUAUCCAUAUUUCUUAUCUUGUAUUGUACAUAUUCUUAUAUUAUAUUAUUGAAAUGUAUUCGCCAACACACUUCAUACUCAGAAAGGCAUUUGUUUGUGUAAGGUAAUUGAUUUGUGGGAAGAGGCAUCUUGACUCCCAUGAAUCUUCCAAUUUUUAAAUAUAUUCUUAUUCGUAUUU